This is a messenger RNA of Porites evermanni, 1090 nucleotides long. The record is from the annotation of a GenBank genome assembly. NCBI's taxonomy places the organism in Eukaryota, Metazoa, Cnidaria, Anthozoa, Scleractinia, Poritidae.
AUGAACAGAAGAGAGUUCUCUUUCGUAAGGAUCAGCAAGGUCAAGCGCCUCUUUUCAAAGUCUCACCUUCCCAAUUUUACUGAAGAAAUGUUUAAAGUCUACAAACGAUUUGCGCGUCAAGUACCUGUCUAUGAACUGAAAGAUGAUGCUGAAGAGAUCCUAGACGGAACAUUCUACGAACCUGAAUUGCAAAAAGUAAUCAAGAAUGAUGAUGUCUAUAGCGUUGAAAAGAUCUUACGCAAGAGAAAGCGCAACGGAGUAGUGGAGUGUCUUGUGAGAUGGAAAGGGUAGGAAGAGCCAAAAGUUGAUUCUUGGGUUCCUGAAAGUGAUAUUUUGAAAUUGUAGUUUAUGCAUUUUUUAUGCAGUGAAUAAAAACAAAAAAAAUGGUAAAAUGGAUGGUCCGUGGUUUCCUACAAAUUAAGAAUGUCCAGAUUAAAAAGUUCAACACACGGUACAAUAGAGGUAACAGUUUUAUCUGCAACUUUUCUAGCAAUAGCAGUCUCUAUAAGUUUCCUAAUAACACAUUAACAGAGUACCGUGUUGGCUUACCUCAAACUGUGGCUUGAUGGGAGACUGGAGAGUGGCUUUUACAGAAAUUCAUUAUCCACACAGCUGGAAUAAUGUCCUCGGAAAUUUUAGCGAUCGAUUCUACCUUUGGAACCAAGAAUUGUCCGGGGUAUGGGAGGCACUAAUGAUUCCACCGGGUCAAUAUUCUUCCACUGAAGAUAUCUUAUCAAAGAUGAAAGAGCUGAUCGCGAUAGAGAAUUGUUUCAAUAACGAUGUGACAUUUUCCUACGAUACGUUAAGUAGAAAGGUCACUGCUCAUCCACAAAAUAACGUAGAACGUUUCUUUGGUAACAUUGGAUACAUGCUGGGAUUUAUACCAGAAGAAAUUAUUCUCAAUACCUCUACCGCUGAAAGAGAAGUGGAUUUAGAUUACGGCUUUCACGAUCUGUUUAUUUGCUGUGAUCUUAUUCAACCACAACAUGUUCGAGAUGCACUUGUCCCUUUACUGCGAAUUGCUCCUGUAGAAGAAAAGACCGCUGGAAAAACUGCGGAUUUUAAUAUCGCCUUAACCAAAGACUAUUAA